Molecule: messenger RNA, 1378 nt
Organism: Rosa chinensis
Lineage: Eukaryota; Viridiplantae; Streptophyta; Magnoliopsida; Rosales; Rosaceae
Product: U5 small nuclear ribonucleoprotein 40 kDa protein
Exons: 2
Coding region: 183-1217 (344 amino acids)
Cellular component (GO): catalytic step 2 spliceosome
Molecular function (GO): protein binding; RNA binding
Source: RefSeq, a predicted model, not a curated record
AAAAAAUCCGUUUUUAAGACUUAAAACGACACCGCAGGCUGAACGCAAUUUAUAUAGUUUCGCGACACAUGAGAGCUCGAUUCGCAGGAAGAAGAAGCCUCUAGGGUUUACGAGAAAAGCACUACCAGGAUUGGAACUCAGUAGAAAAAAAGUGUUUUCCAUUCAAGCACCAAACAGAAUCAAUGAUGCAGUUUGCUCCAAGUGAGGGUGAAAAUGCUUUGUCUGUAGUUGGUCCCAGGCCAAUGGAUUUGUCUACAUAUAAUGCUCGCCCUGCAUCUGGGCCUAAUGGAAAACAAAGGACUUCAAGUUUGGAGGCACCAAUCAUGCUGCUGACUGGUCAUCAAAGUGCUAUAUACACAAUGAAAUUUAACCCUGCCGGAACAGUCAUAGCAUCGGGGUCUCAUGACAAGGAAAUUUUCUUAUGGAAUGUUCAUGGGGAAUGCAAAAACUUCAUGGUUUUAAAGGGGCAUAAGAAUGCUGUGUUGGAUCUUCACUGGACAACUGAUGGGUCUCAGAUAGUAUCAGCCAGUCCAGACAAAACUGUGGGGGCAUGGGAUGUUGAGACGGGAAAAAGAAUUAAAAAGAUGGCAGAACACUCUUCAUUUGUGAAUUCUUGUCAUCCUGCUCGGAGAGGACCGCCUCUUGUUGUCAGUGGAUCUGAUGAUGGAACUGCCAAACUAUGGGAUAUGCGUGUGAGGGGUGCCAUCCAAACAUAUCCUGAUAAAUACCAAAUCACAGCAGUCAGCUUCUCGGAUGCAUCAGAUAAAAUCUUUACAGGAGGUAUUGAUAAUGAUAUUAAGGUUUGGGACUUGCGCAAGGCUGAAGUACUGAUGACACUUCAAGGACAUCAAGAUAUGAUAACAGGUAUGUCAUUGAGUCCUGAUGGCUCUUAUCUUCUGACUAAUGGAAUGGACUGCAAACUCUGCAUUUGGGAUAUGCGCCCAUAUGCACCACAAAAUCGUUGUGUAAAGAUAAUGGAAGGGCACCAACACAACUUUGAAAAGAACUUGUUGAAAUGUAGCUGGUCACCUGAUGGAAGCAAGGUCACGGCCGGCAGUUCUGAUAGGAUGGUCUACAUAUGGGAUACUACUUCUCGACGCAUCUUGUUUAUGCUGCCGGGCCACACUGGAUCUGUCAAUGAGUCCGUCUUCCACCCCAACGAGCCCAUUAUUGGAUCUUGCAGUAGUGAUAAGCAGAUAUAUCUGGGGGAAAUCUGAGUUGUACUGAAAUGUAACAGUUUCAUCUUCUAAUUUGUUGUGUACGGUGACUUUUUAACAGUUGUUGAUUUUGGAAGGGUUGUAUCUUGCAUUAGUUUUCCAAAUUGAACUUUUGAGAUAUUCCUAGUGUAUAACCUCCGUUUAGAUGUUAUACCAUUAUA